Girardinichthys multiradiatus is the source of this 7284-nucleotide messenger RNA. It is a transcript of the gene magi1b, whose product is annotated as membrane associated guanylate kinase, WW and PDZ domain containing 1b. The transcript has 23 exons. Gene Ontology annotation, cellular component: cytoplasm. Gene Ontology annotation, molecular function: protein binding. Gene Ontology annotation, biological process: signal transduction. The record is from RefSeq and is a predicted model, not a curated record. NCBI's taxonomy places the organism in Eukaryota, Metazoa, Chordata, Actinopteri, Cyprinodontiformes, Goodeidae. The coding region runs from base 410 to 4378 and encodes 1322 amino acids.
CCCGGAGUCAGGAAGGACGCACCGCCAGAGAAGUUAACAGGCUGAUACAGACCGAGAGGACUGCAGUUGUUUUUAAGUUGACAACACAGAGAAAUCUCAUUAAAGUAAGUUUUUUCUCUGAGGAUUAUAAGAAGAACAGUGGAACCAUGAGUUCAGUAUAGGAGCAUUCAAGUGCGGGGAUGCUUGGAGAAUGGUGAGAGCAGCGUGUACACUUUAGGAAUAACUUCAGUGUGGACCGGUAUGGCUUGAUUUGAGAGCCCAGAGAAGCUGUGGGAGGCACCCAUGUUUCUGUGCAAGAGAAGGAAAGUUUGCUGCGCUUCUCUCGGAUCUACUUUGUGAAAUUCAUCGCUGACUAUCUCCUAUCCGAGCGGCAGAGACCAGGCGCCGCUUCGGCUCUGAACUGUUGACCAUGACCAACCCCGCGCUGAAGAAGAACCACUGGACCUCCAGAGUGAACGAGUGCUCCGUGGGGAAGGAUGCCCGCGGAGACCUGAACGUGUCUCUGCGCGGCGGCGCGGAGAACGGGGAGUUCGCCUACAUCGGCCAAAUUAACGAGGACCUGGUGAUUUACAGAGAUGGGAAAUUAAACGAGGGGGAGUUACUGCUGGAGGUGGAGAACCUCUCAAUUUCAGGAUUACCUUUAUACGACGUGCAGACGCUGAUAAAGAACUGCAAAAGUCCCGUGAAGUUGAAAUCUGUGAGGCCAGGAACUAAGUUGAAUAAGGACCUGAAGCAUUAUCUAAGCCAGCGCUUCCAGAAGUCGUCACCUGACCACGAACUGCAGCAGACCAUUCGAGAAAAUCUGUACCGUCACGCAGUGCCUUGUACUACUCGCUCCCCACGUGAAGAAGAAGUUCCUGGUGUGGAUUACAACUUCCUCUCUGUAGAGGACUUCCUAGAGUUGGAGAAGAGUGGAACCCUGCUGGAAGUUGGAACAUAUGAAGGCAACUAUUAUGGGACGCCCAAGCCACCAGUGCAGCCCCCCAGAGAGAAAGUGAUCAGCCGCAGCGGUGGUGAUGCCCCACUGUCAGACAGGCUCAGCGGUAGCCUGCCGGGCUCGCAGAACUCCACUCCUCGACGAGCCAAGUCCUACAAUGACAUGCGAAAUGCUGGAAUAGGGCUGGCAGAUCAGCAACUGGAGGACGACGAGGACCUCCCUGACAUGAACAGCAGCUUUACAGGAGAAUCUAGUGAAUUAGACGAAAUUCCUCACUCAGUGCGCCCCUACGUCCCUCGCCAUAGUGACCCGUCCUACGCUGGGACAUCCCCCUCACCAUCGGCCACCACGGAGAGCACACAGCAGACAAACCUUCACCUGAGCCAUCCUCCCCAGGAGGACCCGCUGGGACCUCUGCCGGACAACUGGGAGAUGGCCUACACCGAGAAUGGAGAGGUCUACUUUAUAGACCACAACACAAAGACCACCUCUUGGCUAGACCCUCGGUGCCUGGACAAACCUCAGAAACCCCUGGAAGAAUGUGAAGAUGAUGAAGGGGUCCAUACAGAAGAGCUGGAUGAUCUAGAACUUCCUCCAGGAUGGGAGAAAAUCGAUGAUCCAGUCUAUGGGGUCUACUAUGUCGAUCAUAUCAACAGGAAGACCCAGUAUGAAAACCCAGUGCUGGAGGCUAAGAGGCGCAGGCAGCUAGAACAGCUGCCUGCCCAGCAGCCUCAGCCUCAAAGCCAGCAGCCACCUGAAGAGUGGAUAGAGGACUCGGCAUUGGCAGGCGCCCCACUGGCCACCUACACUGCCAACCACGAGACCUACAGGGACCCUCAAACAGGUCCCCCUAUUCCCAACGCCAUGGGACAAAAACGUGGGAAGCCUUUCUUUACUAGGAACCGUUCAGAACUGAAUGGGACCUUCAUCAAUACCAAACUGAAGAAGAGCCGUCGAGGGUUUGGUUUCACCGUUGUUGGGGGGGACGAGCCAGAUGAGUUCUUGCAGAUAAAAAGCUUGGUUCUGGAUGGACCUGCAGCCCUUGAUGGCAAGAUGGAGACAGGUGACGUGAUCGUGAGUGUAAACGACACCUGUGUGCUGGGCUACACGCACGCCCAAGUUGUGAAGAUCUUUCAGUCCAUCCCGAUCGGUUCCAUGGUUAACUUGGAGCUGUGCCGUGGCUACCCAUUGCCUUUCGACCCCGACGACCCAAACACCAGCUUGGUAACCUCAGUUGCCAUCCUCGACAACAAAGAUCCCAUUAUCGUCAAUGGCCAGGAGGUCACCAACAGCUACGACUCACCGUCCAGCCACGGCAGUCAUAGCACCAACAAUGGCCCAACAAACGGUGGGCCACCUCUCAAUGGCUACCCGCGACCUCACAGCCCCUCCACUGAGGUGGCCUCCGAUACCUCCUCCCAGCUCGGCUACUCCAGCGAUGUGGUGACACUGGCCUCAGCCAUCGCAACGCAACCUGAACUCAUCACUGUACACAUGGAGAAGGGAGACAAGGGCUUUGGCUUCACCAUCGCAGACAGCCUCGGUGGUGGAGGGCAGAGGGUGAAGCAGAUCGUAGACUACCCUCGCUGCCGUGGCCUCAGAGAGGGGGACAUCAUCGUCGAGGUGAACAAGAGGAAUGUGCAGAGCAUGUCUCACAACCAAGUUGUGGACAUGCUCAGCAAGUUACCAAAAGGCAGUGAGGUCACCAUGCUGGUGCAGAGAGGAGUGGCACCUGCAAAGAAGAGCCCCAAACUGGAUUAUUAUGACCCGGCUCCACCAUACAGAGAUUACACUAGGAUGCAAUUGUCAAGGAAGGACAGUCAGAACAGUUCCCAGCAUAGUGUUUCCAGCCACCGGAGCACUCAUACGGAAUCACCCGCGCACUCGUCUCUGGCACCCCCCCUCAGCGAGAUCAGCACUCCCCCGGCCCCCUCGCAGCCCUUGCCUGGCCUGCCAUCCCAGGACUCUCAAGGAGACGGGACCAUCCACAGAAAACCUGACCCCUUUAAGAUCUGGGCCCAGUCCAGGAGCAUGUAUGAAAGUAGGCUUCCAGACUUCCAGGAGCAGGACAUUUUCCUGUGGAGGAAGGACACAGGCUUCGGCUUUAGGAUCCUUGGAGGCAACGAGCCAGGAGAACCUAUCUACAUUGGCCACAUAGUGAAGUAUGGCGCUGCAGAUGAGGAUGGGCGUCUCCGAUCUGGAGAUGAACUGAUAUGUGUGGACGGCACAGCGGUGGUGGGCAAGUCGCAUCAAUUGGUGGUGCAGCUGAUGCAGCAGGCUGCCAAGCAGGGCCACGUUAAUCUUACUGUGCGGCGUAAAACCAACUACGCAGUUAAAUCAGACGGAGAUGUCCCUCCAUCACCAGCGUCCUCACACCACAGCAGCACCCAGGCGCCCAGCCUGACAGAGGAUAUGGGGAAGCGCACCCCGCAGGGCAGCCAGAAUUCCCUCAACACGGUCAGCUCCGGCAGCGGCUCCACCUCUGGCAUCGGCAGCGGUGGAGGAGGAGGUGUAGGAGCUGGGGCUAGUGGGAACACUGUGGUGGCUACUGCGGCGGCAACCACGUCCUCCCAGCCCCCGAAUGGGACCACAAACACUGCCGCCGGCGUUUCCUCCGCCGUGCAGCCGUACGACGUGGAGAUCCGACGGGGCGAGAAUGAAGGGUUCGGUUUUGUCAUCGUAUCAUCCGUGUCGCGGCCUGAAGCAGGCACCACCUUUGCUGGAAAUGCAUGUGUGGCCAUGCCUCACAAAAUAGGCCGCAUCAUCGAGGGGAGCCCAGCGGACCGCUGUGGGAAGCUGAAGGUUGGCGACCGCAUCCUGGCCGUAAACGGGAACUCCAUCACCAACAAGUCCCACUCUGACAUUGUGAACCUCAUCAAGGAGGCCGGGAACACCGUCACACUACGGAUCAUUCCUGGAGAUGAAUCCUCCAAUGCAUCUUUGUUGACAAACGCAGAGAAGAUUGCCACCAUAACCACCACUCACACAUCUCAGCAACAGGCAGCACCUGAGGCCAGGACCAACACCAAACCAAAACAGGAAUCUUACGAGUUUAAAGCCCCUCAGAACACUCCUCCCCAGCCCCAUAUCCAAACAGACUCAGCUCAGGACUCCGAGUUCUACUCAGUGGACCUGGAACGAGACAACAAAGGCUUCGGCUUCAGCCUGCGGGGAGGAAGAGAGUACAACAUGGACCUGUAUGUGCUGAGGCUUGCUGAAGAAGGAGCUGCAGUUCGCAAUGGGAAAAUGAGGGUUGGAGACGAAAUCUUGGAGAUCAAUGGCGAGAGCACCAAAGGCAUGAAGCACGCGCGGGCCAUCGAGCUCAUCAAGAACGGAGGCCGACGCGCCCAUUUGGUGCUCAAGAGGGGUGACGGUUCUGUGCCUGAAUAUGGUGGGUCAAUCUACGAAAACAUUCCCUUCUCCCCCAUCUUCACUCCCUGAGCUUGGACGCUGGUGGGGUUUGAAGGGGCAAAGAACUGAAUCACACACCCGGGACCCUUCACCCCUUCCUGGCGUAGACACACCAGGGGCGGGAAGGAGGGUUUGCUUGGCUUUUAAGUCUUUCUGUGGUGAAGGUCACUCCUGUGCUGUUGGGUUCUGGUGGGGGGGCUGAGCGAUUGCUCCUCCGGGUGCGGUUGACCCUCCUACUGUCACCUGCUCUCAGUUUCCUUGUCAUCCCGCUGUCACUUUCCACCUUCUUGCCGCUCAGCUAAAGCACUCUGUCGGGACUUUACAGAAAGGUGCUGGGCCUAAUUUCAGUGCAACAUAAGAUAAAAGCUGUUUACAGGUUUGAAUGACCAGAGUAGGAGAAAAAAGCUUUUCUUAUUUUAGUAAGAAGUUCCGUAAAUUGCUUUAGCUCAUUAUUAAACACCAGUUCAACAUUAAAAAGAGAAACUUGAUUCUUUGCUUCCCAUAAAAGAUGGGACAGCUCACAGCUUUGGCUUCAUUGUGACACAAACAUAUUUAUGAUAUUUAUUGGAGGUGAAUGUAAGCUACUGAACUCCUAAAGGUUUUAAGUGAGAACUGUACUAACAAGAGGCAGCCUAAUACAAGUACAUCCAAUAAUUUAAAUUAGCAUUGUAAAGUUUAUUAUUUCAGUAAUUUAGUUCAACAGUGAAAUUUACAUAGAUUCAUUACACAGAAAGUGAUAUAUUUCAAGUCUUUAUUUCUGUUGAGGGGGUUAGUCCAUGGCUCUUAGUAGGUGUUAAGGCAAUCUAGGUUGCUUAAACUGCGUCCAUCAGCUUCUUCUUGACCUAAACAACAUAGAUUCUCUGUGGAGUUUGGUGACCAGUGAUACCAUGGUCAUUAAAGCAGGUAUUGGUACUUUUGUCAAUGUGGGUAGGUGCCAAUACCUGCUGGAAAAUGAAAAUGAAAUCAACAUCUCCAUAAAUCCUGUCAGAAAAUUUUGAAGAAAUGCAGUGGCAGCAUUCAUUUGUUGUAGUUCUUGCUGUGGUUUGAUGGAUGCUGUGAUCAUCCUACAAGGCCCCUGUUGCAGGGCAGGAGACAACCGUGGAAGGAAAUGAUCUCUGGACAUUCAGCUGUGAAUGAAUCCUGCUCCUGAAACUGCAGUUUCCUAAGCUGGAAUUCAUACUUCUCUUAAAAAAUGUAUUGAAAGUCUUAGACUUUCUGAAAGUGUCUUGCAUUCUGCAUCUAAAACUACCAGAAACUUGGUUGUAAGUCUUAAUUUAUUGCACUGAACAAGUUUGUGAAUUAUUGGUGAUGCAAUUGUUUGAAGAGGUGUCCUAAAACACUGAAACACAUUGGCCUAACACUAACCUAUGACAUGGCCCCCCAAAUCAUCACUGACUGUGAAAACUGCACACUGGACCUCAAGCAACUUGGAUUAUGUGUCUAUUCACUUCUCUUCCAUUUUCUCCUUGAAUUGUACAUGACCCUGAAAGAAGUAUAUGGACCACUGUACAAUGGUCCUUUUUCUUAAAAAUACUUCCCUAAUCCCAAAGUGAAAUUAAACUCUUGUUCAGCAAUGGUUUAACAUGAGACAUAGUAGCUCAUGUCUGGGAUACAUCUGUGUGUGCUGGUUCUUGAAGCUCUGGCUGCAGCUUCAGUCUUCUCCUUGUGAAUCUCCCCGAAAAUCAUGGUCGUUUUCUUCACAAUCCUCUGAAGUCUGCAAUUUUCCCUGUUUCUUCCUUCUGCUCAACUUUCCAAUAAUAUGCUUGUAUACAGCCAGCUUCUUUAUCAGUGACCUUUUGUGACUCUUCCUACUUGGGAAGGGUGUUAAGACUGUCUGCUGGACUGAUUAUACAGACAAAAGCACUGCAAUAACAUAACAUUUCUAUAAAAUAUUGGUCUUCUAUAAUAUUUAGAUUUUCUGUGAAACUGUUUUCUAGAUUUUUAUUAGCUAUUCUCUAUAAUCAUCAAAGUUUUGGAAAUAAACACUUGAAAUAUAUCACUCCGUCUCUAGUGAUCAGCUUUAAACCUAGUUUAACUCACACUUUGACAAUGCUCCGAUUUAUUGAGAUGGCCUUGUACUCUUUAUUUUCUGUUUUCAAGCCAAACUUCUGCUAUGCUGUGGUUGACAUUCCUCACUCAUCCAUGGAUUUUUUUUCUGUUGCGCCCAUUGUCAAUGUUAUUGUCAUUAAAAUGCUGUGAAGAUUAAAACACCCAACUCCACACAUCCCCAUGCAAAAAGAAAAUGAGUCAUGGCGCUUAUAUAAAGCUUUUGUACAGUGAUUAAAUGAAUAGACAUUUUUACAAGUAUUUUUGUUCAUUGUACAGAGCCAUGAAUCAAAGCCACAUAUAGAUGGAGAAAAGGUUUAUUGCUGCAUGAACUUGUCAAAAGUGUAAAUUUGAAGUUUUUUGCCCCCUUCUAUUGUCAAUUUUCCAUAAUAUUUAUGGAGCGUUUCUUUUGUUAUUGUAUUGACAAGUUUUGAUUGAUACUCAAGAUUCAUGAACAUUUUUCAUUGUCUUGCUUUUUCUUUGUUUUCUUUUUGAGUGUAGAAACAUUUGCUUGUGUAAGUUUAUUCGCUGUUAUCUGAUCUGCACCAAUUAUGGCGUCAUGUGAACUUUGUAUAUUUUUGAUCAUCAUUUGUAUUUUUUUUAUGUUGACACAACCUUUUUGGCAGUUUUGCCAGCGUUUCUUCUUUUGAUUUCUGGAAUUGGAAGUAAUUUUUUCUGCUGCUUCUUUGUCAACAUGUCAACAGUGUCUGUGUGACGGGCUUUGUGUGUUUGUGAGUGCGUGUGUGUUUGGGUGGGGGGGGGUGGGGGGGGUGGCGUUCACUAUUCUGUGUAGUUGGCGGUUUUCACGGAAGGAUUUGGGCAACUUCUUGGACUGUCUCUUUACUCUGAAUGAUCAAAUAAACACUCCUUUUACAUAAGAAUCAACACAA